Gekko japonicus is the source of this 2549-nucleotide messenger RNA. It is a transcript of the gene FBXL3, whose product is annotated as F-box and leucine-rich repeat protein 3. The record is from RefSeq and is a predicted model, not a curated record. Lineage: Eukaryota; Metazoa; Chordata; Lepidosauria; Squamata; Gekkonidae. Gene Ontology annotation, molecular function: protein binding. Gene Ontology annotation, biological process: entrainment of circadian clock by photoperiod; SCF-dependent proteasomal ubiquitin-dependent protein catabolic process; G2/M transition of mitotic cell cycle. Bases 278 to 1582 code for a protein of 434 amino acids. The transcript is spliced from 5 exons. Gene Ontology annotation, cellular component: nucleus; cytosol; SCF ubiquitin ligase complex.
CUGAGGCGGAGCGGCCGCCAUUUUAUCUUUUGCUGCUGUCGGCGGCGCUUCUGCUUUCCGGCGCCUGAAGUGAACAAGGGGCGGCGGCGGCGCCCCCCCUUAUUUUUCUAUCCUUCUCUCGGUCGCCCGCCCGUGUUGUUUCGCUUUCGGUUCCCGGUGGCUGCAUCGGCAGUGAGCGGGGGAGGCGAAGCUGCCCGCCGGAGCCGGACGGGGCCACUGAUGAGGCGGCCCUGGCCCGGGUUGAGUGACGCGCGGGACGGAGCUGACGGGGGUCAGGAUGAAACGAGGAAGAAAAAACAGCAAAGCCAGCGAUCACUUAUCAGAUGAGGAGAAUACAACAGGGGACAAAAAGCGGAAGACAGCGGAUCAAGGAUGUGCCCAAGUGCUUCAGAGCCCUGAUUGGGGAAACCUCAUUCCAGACAUUGUUCUGCAGGUGUUCCAGUAUUUACCUCUCCUCGAUCGUGCCCAUGCAUCGCAGGUCUGCCGUAGGUGGAACCAGGUGUUCCAUAUGCCUGAGCUGUGGAGAUGUUUUGAGUUUGAGCUGAAUCAGCCAGCUACAUCUUAUUUGAAGGCUACUCAUCCAGAGCUCAUUAAGCAAAUUAUCAAAAGGCAUUCCAAUCAUCUACAGUAUGUUAGUUUCAAGGUGGACAGCAGCAAGGAAUCGGCUGAAGCAGCUUGUGACAUUUUAUCACAGCUCGUGAACUGCUCCUUAAAAACUCUUGGCUUAAUUUCCACCGCUCGACCAAGCUUCAUGGAUUUACCAAAGUCACACUUUAUUUCUGCAUUGACAGUGGUGUUCGUAAACUCCAAGUCACUUUCUUCACUUAAGAUUGAUGAUACACCAGUAGAUGAUCCAUCUCUCAAGGUACUGGUAGCUAACAACAGUGAUACCCUGAAAUUGUUAAAGAUGAGCAGUUGUCCUCAUGUUUCUCCAGCAGGGAUCCUCUGUGUAGCCGACCAGUGCCAUGGUUUGCGUGAGCUUGCAUUAAACUACCACCUGCUGAGUGAUGAACUCCUCCUCGCCCUGUCUUCGGAAAAACAUGUUCGAUUAGAACACUUGCGCAUAGACGUAGUCAGUGAGAAUCCUGGACAGACCCACUUCCACGCAAUCGAGAAGAGCAGUUGGGAUGCUUUCAUCAGACAUUCUCCCAAAGUAAAUUUAGUGAUGUAUUUUUUCUUAUAUGAAGAGGAGUUUGGUCCAUUCUUCCGUUAUGAGACACCCGUCACACACCUUUAUUUUGGGAGGUCAGUAAGCAAAGAUGUACUUGGCAGAGUCGGAAUGACAUGUCCACGAUUGGUUGAACUGGUAGUGUGUGCCAAUGGAUUACGGCCCCUGGACGAAGAGCUCAUCCGCAUUGCAGAACGCUGUAAGAAUCUGUCAGCUAUCGGCCUCGGGGAGUGUGAAGUCUCUUGCAGUGCCUUUGUGGAGUUUGUGAAGAUGUGUGGUGGCCGUCUUUCUCAGUUGUCUAUCAUGGAAGAAGUCCUGAUUCCUGACCAGAAGUACAGCUUGGAGCAGAUUCAUUGGGAAGUGUCAAAACACCUUGGUAGAGUCUGGUUUCCAGAUAUGAUGCCCACAUGGUAGAGUUUCUGAGGACUUCAUGUGGAACAGCACCUUAUGUUUUGAGUAUACCCUCUUGCGUCUUUAAAUCACAUAAGGUUAUUUAAUACCAUAGAGUUUUAUUGUAAUGUGUUCUUAGAAACAUUAAUGUACUAUUUAAUGCCGGCUUCUAAAAUCUAGCUUGAAGGGAACAAUCUGAGGAUGUUCAGAGCACUUACCUGUAUAAAACGUUUUCUAGUUAUGCCCUCCUUUAAUUGAGUCAGGCCUCUAAUGUAUAUAGACAAUACAACAAGCUGACUGAUAACUCAGAUUCUGUUCCAGAUUUUGCUGAGACAUUAGAGCAGUGAUUCCCCCCAGCAUGGUAACCACCAUUUUGUUUCCUGGUCCUCACUUGCUUCUUGCCCUUAGGAUCUUUUCCCCACAGUAAAGAGCCAGUCUUGGCUUUUAUCUUCUCCACUGGAGUAGGAGGUGCUUGAGAAGAGCCAGGAGGCAUCACCUUUCCAACUGCAAGGGGGGGUGCCCAGUUGAAAAUGGCUGCCUUCAUCACAGGAGGAUGCUUGGUUUGAAGCCUCCUAACAUUUUGUGGAACCUCCCACCGUUUGGGGAUUGGUAGCAGCCAUUCAGGAAGUGCCCACAGAUUCAGCACUGCUGGGGAUCACUGCAUCACAGUAUUUUUUGUCCCCCCUGCUACUUUAACUUUAGGUGCCGCGACUGACUGUAACACAAUUUGCAGGGAGAAGGAUUUGGUUUUAUUGGAGACUUGCAGUUGCUGACAUCCAGUACAGGUUGUAAAACAGCCGUUUAGACUACAAAACGUACUUUAGGUUGUUGCACAGCAUACAAUAAUCAAUAUGCUGUUAAGUAUUUUGAUAAAACUAUAGAUAGAGCAAUACAGCUAUGAAGUUGGACCUAAACCUAUAUGUAGAGAAAGUAAUCAAUUGUAUGCUGCUUAUUAAAUCACUCUAGCAAAUAUUGUUUCCAAAAGCUUCCC